This is a messenger RNA of Eptesicus fuscus (big brown bat), 1616 nucleotides long. RefSeq names its product MGAT4 family member C (gene MGAT4C). Gene Ontology annotation, biological process: protein N-linked glycosylation. The record is from RefSeq and is a predicted model, not a curated record. The transcript is spliced from 3 exons. The coding region runs from base 1 to 1437 and encodes 478 amino acids. Gene Ontology annotation, molecular function: acetylglucosaminyltransferase activity. NCBI's taxonomy places the organism in Eukaryota, Metazoa, Chordata, Mammalia, Chiroptera, Vespertilionidae.
AUGUUUAAAUUUCAUCAAGUGAAACAUAUUUUUGAAAUACUGGAUAAAAUGAGAUGCCUGCGAAAACGUUCUACAGUGUCAUUCUUGGGAGUUCUUGUAAUUUUUCUUCUAUUUAUGAAUUUGUACAUUGAAGAUAGCUAUGUUCUGGAAGGAGACAAACAGCUUAUAAGGGAAACAUCCACACAUCAACUGAAUUCAGAACGCUAUGUGCAUACUUUCAAAGAUUUAUCCAAUUUCUCAGGGGCCAUCAAUGUCACCUAUCGCUACUUAGCUUCUACUCCUUUGCAAAGAAAGCGGUUUCUUACAAUUGGACUUUCAUCAGUGAAACGAAAGAAAGGAAACUAUUUACUUGAGACAAUCAAGUCAAUUUUUGAGCAGUCCAGCUACGAAGAGCUGAAGGAAAUCUCAGUGGUGGUUCAUCUGGCAGACUUUAAUUCAUCCUGGCGUGAGGUCAUGGUCCAGGAUAUUACACAAAAAUUUGCCCACCAUAUUAUUGCAGGAAGAUUAAUAGUGAUACAUGCUCCAGAGGAAUAUUACCCAAUCCUGGAUGGCCUUAAAAGAAAUUAUAAUGAUCCAGAAGAUAGAGUCAGAUUUCGUUCCAAACAAAAUGUAGAUUAUGCUUUUCUGCUUAAUUUUUGUGCCAAUACAUCAGACUAUUAUGUAAUGCUUGAAGAUGACGUUCGAUGUUCAAAAAAUUUCUUAACUGCCAUCAAGAAAGUCAUUACAUCCCUAGAAGGAACCUACUGGGUAACUCUUGAGUUUUCUAAGCUUGGUUACAUUGGAAAACUUUAUCAUUCACAUGAUCUCCCACGUUUGGCCCAUUUUUUAUUAAUGUUUUAUCAAGAAAUGCCUUGUGAUUGGCUAUUGACUCAUUUUCGGGGUCUGCUGGCUCAGAAAAAUGUGAUCCGUUUUAAACCAUCUCUCUUUCAGCACAUGGGUUAUUAUUCAUCCUAUAAAGGGACUGAGAAUAAGCUGAAGGAUGAUGAUUUUGAAGAGGAGUCAUUUGACAUCCCUGAUAACCCUCCUGCAAGUCUGUAUACCAAUAUGAAUGUUUUCGAAAAUUAUGAUGCCAGCAAGGCUUACAGUAGUGUUGAUGAAUACUUUUGGGGGAAACCACCUUCAACAGGAGACACCUUUGUGAUUGUUUUUGAAAACCCAAUUGUAAUUAAAAAAAUUAAAGUGAGUACUGGAACAGAAGAUCGGCAAAAUGACAUUUUACAUCAUGGAGCCCUAGAUGUUGGGGAAAAUGUUAUACUUUUCAAACAAAGUAGACAAUGUGAUACUUAUAUAAGACUAGGGGAAUUCAAAAAUGGAAACUUUGAAAUGUCAGAUGUGAAUCAAAAAAUUCCAUUUGAUAUAAAGUGUAUAAGGAUAUACAUUACGAAAACGCAGAAAGAAUGGCUGAUUAUUAGGAGUAUUAGCAUUUGGACUUCUUAGUCAAUUAAAUCAACAUGUCCAGUAACUGAAACAGGUCUUCCUGUUUCCUUUUUUUGUUACCUUCCUCUUUUGCUACCUUUGUCCUAUGGAGGUAAAGCAACAGAUGGGAUAUUUUAAACGAAAGGUCAAUCAUCUUGGCAGUUGUGAUUUACAUAUUGUCAUCAUAAUUUUACUUAAAU